AUGGUGGUGGGCCCUCAACUAGAAGUAGGGCAAAGUGCAAGGGUAAAGAUGCAAUUGCCAAUAAAGGAUUGGUUGGUGAAAACAGUACAAGAUGAGCAUAAAUGUUUGCAAACAAGGGCGGUUAAAGCUUGUACUUCCAGAUACGCAGCAAACUUAAUUGUUCAACAAAUACAGAGUAACCCUAAAAUUCCAGUGAAAGCUUUACACGAAGAGUUGUGCAAGAAAUUAGAGGUAGGAAUGUCAUUGCAAAAGGUUGCUAGGGCAAAGUCAAUGGUUGAGCGUAUCAUUAGUGGGGACUACCAAGUACAAUAUGGAUUUUUGAGGGAUUAUGUGUUGGAGCUACUCAACACUAAUCCUGGUACAACAGUUCGGAUUGAUGUGUAUCCAGAAACCUCCCUGUCUAUGACCACAAGAACUUUUAGAAGAAUAUAUAUCUGUUUAGGUGCAUUGAAGUUAGGAUUCAAAUAUGGGUUAAGAUAUUUUCUAGGUCUAGAUGGUACUUUCAUGAAGGGCCUUUACCCUGUGCAAGUGUUAACUGUUGUAGGGUUGGACUCAAACAAUGGCAUAUACCCUGUAGCAUAUGCAGUGAUAGAGACAGAAUCAACAAGUAAUUGGACCUGGUUCUUGGAACUGUUAGGAGAAUAUCUGGAUCUGGGACCAAAUUCAAACUUUUCCUUCAUUUCAGAUAGACAAAAGAUGUGUAUCACCUAA
Molecule: messenger RNA, 711 nt
Organism: Lactuca sativa (garden lettuce)
Lineage: Eukaryota; Viridiplantae; Streptophyta; Magnoliopsida; Asterales; Asteraceae
Source: RefSeq, a predicted model, not a curated record